AUGGCCUCCCAGCAGAACACCAACACCACCAACAACCAACCCGGCCUCGUCGCUGGCCACGCCGAGUACAUCAAGGGCGCCGCCGAGGCCGCCAUCGGCUCCGUCACGGGCUCGCAGGCGUGGACGGCGUCCGGGAAGCAGGACAAGGCGCACGCGACGUCGGCGAUGAAGGCGGCGGGCGAGCAGCGGGACGCGGCGGCGCAGGGGUACGGCAAGGCGGAGGAGACGGCGGGGAGGGUGUUCGGGUGUGACGGGAUGAAGAGCGAGGGGGCUGCUAGUUCGGGGAAGGAGGAUGAUGGGGAGAUUCGUCAGGCGUGA
Molecule: messenger RNA, 318 nt
Organism: Colletotrichum karsti
Lineage: Eukaryota; Fungi; Ascomycota; Sordariomycetes; Glomerellales; Glomerellaceae
Exons: 2
Coding region: 1-318 (105 amino acids)
Source: RefSeq, a predicted model, not a curated record